Aspergillus uvarum CBS 121591 is the source of this 966-nucleotide messenger RNA. RefSeq lists its product as uncharacterized. The coding region runs from base 1 to 966 and encodes 321 amino acids. The record is from RefSeq and is a predicted model, not a curated record. Lineage: Eukaryota; Fungi; Ascomycota; Eurotiomycetes; Eurotiales; Aspergillaceae. The transcript has 5 exons.
AUGAUGGCUUUUUCAAUCCUCGUGGUCGCCUCCCGCACGGCCAGCAACUACAAAUUCGGGAACCUGCAGCUUAGUGAUGUGAUCAUAGUGUUGGCUCUGACUUUGCUGUUGAUUGCAGCCGUGCUGUUCAAUGUCGCGGUCAACCACGGGUACGGCAAUACCAGCACGGCCCCCAGCCACCGCAGUGUGACCGCAAGCUUCCGGUACUCGACCAUCGGCUACGCGAUUGUGAUCGUCAAUGUGGUCAGUGUGGUUUUGCUGUUCGCACAAUGCUCGCGUGUCGAGGACAUAUUCCAGCCCGGCGCCCAGGAACAUUGUAUGUCGCUGGAUGUUCAGAUCGAUUAUGGAUAUUUCCAGGGUGCGUUCAACUCCGCCAGCGACCUCUUCCUCGCCGUCUUCCCCAUCUACAUCUUUUGGCGGUUUAACUGGACGCUCCGGGUCAAACUGGUGCUCAUCUCCCUGCUUAGCCUGGGGGUGGUAGCAAUGGCCGCCUCCCUCGUCAAGACCCUGGAGUACCCCACGAUCCUCAAAUCGACCAACCCGCGCAUCAACCGCGUCCCCCUCCUCCGGUGGAUGUUCAUCGAGGCCGGCAUUGUUCUUAUAACCGCCUCAGUACCGUGUGUCCGGCCCCUGGUCAUCCACUGGGUUAGAAUGUAUAUCCGGAAGAAACAGACGCAGCACCACCAGAUGGAUGGGGAGCCGACUGCCAACCAAUCUACGGAGAGUUUUGCAGCAGACUGGAAGAUGAGCUGGAUCAUGCCGUACGUGAGGCAGCGGGGACAGGGGCAGGCGUCGUGCUCCUCGGAAGAGCACGAGCGGCAGAUUCUGGCGAAUAUCACGACGCAGAUCUUCGCGGGGGAUCGGGAGUUUCUGGAUCGACAUGUGGGGGGGAUUGUGAGGAAGGUGGAGGUGGUGGUGGUUGCGGAUGAGAUUCCAUUAACAACUAGGAGAGAUAGCGGAGUAUAA